Molecule: messenger RNA, 2483 nt
Organism: Ipomoea nil (Japanese morning glory)
Lineage: Eukaryota; Viridiplantae; Streptophyta; Magnoliopsida; Solanales; Convolvulaceae
Product: cysteine-rich receptor-like protein kinase 3
Exons: 9
Coding region: 109-2070 (653 amino acids)
Biological process (GO): protein phosphorylation
Molecular function (GO): ATP binding; protein kinase activity
Source: RefSeq, a predicted model, not a curated record
UGUUUCGCAAUCAAUUAUCGUCAUAGUUUGUUUUUCUGAAAUUCCUAAACCUCUGAUCUUGUCUGUUCCAUUUGUCAUCCAUAGAUUCCGCCACGAUAGUCUGAUACGAUGAAUCGGAAGAUGGCAUCUUUGUCGAAAUGGUUAUUCUUAUUCAUCUUCUUCCUGUCCAUAAACCGGUCCGUUUCCGACCCAAGAGCGUCGGAGGCGGCUCUGAUAUGCACCAACAGAACGGCGCCGCAAUCUCAGCGCCAGGCAUAUGUUGCCAACUUCGUGGCCGCCCUGGACGCCUUGACGCCGCUCGUCGACUCGAAGAAAUACGGGGAAACGGUCAUCGGAGCGGGGAACGCGACGGUUUACGCGUUCGGGGAGUGCAUGAAGGACUUGUCGCAGACGGAUUGUAAUCUCUGCUUUGCCCAGUGCAAGACCCAGAUUCUGCGGUGCUUGCCGUUCCAGCGUCUGGUUCGCGGCGGCCGCCUGUUUUACGACGGGUGUUUCGUGAGGUACGAUGAUUACGUGUUCUUUAACGAAAGCUCGAGUCUUUCGGAUAAGACGGUCUGCGGGGCGGAGGAUUUCGGCGGGAAUUCGGGGUUGUUCCGCCGGAAUGCGGCGGCGUUGGUGGGUGAAUUGGGCCGGAAAGCGGCGGCGAAUGAUGGGUUCUUCACGGCGGCCGUCGGAAGAGGAAAUUCGACGGUGUACGGGCUGGCGCAGUGCUGGGAGUUUGUGCGAGGAAAAUCCUGCGACGAUUGCUUGGCCGCCGCGGUUUCCAAGAUUGGUUCUUGUCUUCCUAAGGAAGAAGGAAGGGUCUUGAAUGCUGGGUGUUAUAUGAGGUAUUCGACAAAGAAAUUCUAUGAUAAUUCCACCAUUCCUGCGACAAAUCAAAGUGGAGGAAGAUCCAAUCACUUGCCAGUGAUUCUGGCCACGACAUUUGGUUCCUUUGCUUUCCUCCUUAUCCUAGGAUCUGUUGCUUUCAUUGUUAGGAAGAGGAUUGUGAAGCAGAGGAAAGAAAGAAAGCGGCUUGGUGCUAUGCUGGUAACGGUUAACAAAUCGAAGCUCAACUUUUCUUAUGAAACGCUUGAGAAGGCUACAGAUUACUUUGAUGAUUCGAAUAAAUUGGGGCAGGGAGGAUCUGGUUGUGUAUACAAAGGGGUUUUGCCGGAUGGCAAAACCGUGGCGAUAAAGAGGCUUUUCUUCAACACGACGCAGUGGGCAGAUCAUUUCUUCAACGAGGUUAACCUGAUCAGCGGCAUCCAUCACAAGAACCUCGUGAAGCUGCUAGGCUGCAGCAUCACAGGGCCCGAAAGUCUCCUCGUUUAUGAAUUUGUACCCAACCAAAGCCUUUAUGACUACACCUCGGCCAGAAAGAACCACCAACCUUUGAGUUGGGAGCAAAGGUACAAAAUCAUAUUGGGCACGGCAGAGGGCUUGGCUUAUCUCCACGAAGAAACCGAGCUAUGUAUCAUUCACCGAGACAUAAAGCUAAGCAAUGUGCUUCUAGACGAGGAAUUCACACCAAAAAUUGCUGAUUUUGGUCUUGUGCGGCUUUUCCCCGAGGAUAAGAGCCAUAUUAGCACAGCCGUGGCUGGCACACUGGGUUACAUGGCUCCCGAAUAUGUAGUUCAAGGGAAAUUGACUGAGAAAGCGGAUGUAUAUAGUUUCGGGGUUCUAGUCAUUGAAGUUGUCUCUGGAAAGAAGAAUAGCUCGUUUUAUCAGGCUUCCGUUUCUCUCCUGCAACAGCAUUGGAACCUGUUUCGUGCUGGAAAACUGUAUGAAGCAGUGGAUGGUUCUCUGGAAGAACGAGCCCGAGUGGAAGCGACGAGGCAGCUUCAAAUAGGCCUAGUUUGUGUGCAGGCCUCACCCGAGCUACGCCCCUCCAUGUCUGCUGUGGUGAAGAUGAUCAGUGGUGACCAAGACAUUCCCCAGCCAACACAGCCGCCUUUCCUCACAUCCAACAGCGCAGCAUCCAGCGGCUCGUACCCUAAUCGUGGCGGCGUUACACCUUACUCUCAGCCCUCUUCAUCCACCCAAUCCUCGGUGAACACCAUGACAGAAAGCUGGAUUGACCCCAGAUGACGUUGCCUGGGCUUUUAGCGUCUUGUUCAUAAACGCCUAUGACAUCAUUCAAUCUCAAUCAGGCAACUAUGGAUCUAUGGCUCAAUCAUGACAGCUCCACUUAGUGAAGCAACUAUAGUUUACCCAGGUCAGCUUGGCAUUGACUUGAUUUCGGCUUCCAUUUGUGCCCCAUGAUCCAUGAACACGUUUUAGAUAAUCAUAAGUUUGGAAAUUGAAAUUGAAAAUUGCAAGUUGUAAUGCAAGUUGCAGCUUGCACCCUCCCAAUUGUGUUUGUGUAUAGGAAGUAUCUUAGGGUAGGGGCUGUUUGUCUGUAUUGUUCUUUAAUAUUCCAAUAUGUAUAGUGGCUGCAUGUUGAUUAGCUGUUCAUAAUACUUUUGAAAGCAAUAUCUAGCAUAUAAUAUCAAUUUUCAGUC